GGGACAGAGACAGAGGGUGUCGUGAAGAAUAACAUCUCCUCAAACAGCCUGUAGCACAGUAGGUAACCUCUGUGAUCCUGGUUAUUGCUGUCAAAGUUUUACCACUCCACUACUCACCUGGCUGAGCUACUCAGGUAGAAGCAGAGGAGUUUGGCAGCAUGUUGAAGUUCAGUGGAGGAAGGAACAAAUUGUACUACCGGUUGACACUGCUGUCUGGAUUUGUAGAGAGUUUGUUCUUCACAGGGAUUGUCUUCGGCUGGGCUUCUUUGGUCUUUGUGCUAAAAGUUGAUGGCUACUUUGCUGGAUUCUGUUCCAACACCACCAGAGAGGAGGACAAUGCUGUGUAUAUAGAUUGUAGAAGUCAGGAUGAGCACUUCCCACGGGUCAUGUCUGUUGCUUCCAUCGCCAACACAAUAAUACGCUUGCCCAUUGGAUAUGUCUUCGAUCUCUGUGGAACCACAGCAACAAGGCUAAUAGCUGUAUUUUUGUACACCACUGGAACACUGUUCAUGUCUCUGUCAAAUGCAGAGACAUCACUGUUGCUGUACCCUGCGUUGUCAUGUCUCAUUACUGCUGGAACAAUCCUCCACAUCACCAAUGCUCAGGUGGGGAACCUGUUUGACUCCUACCGUUCCACCAUCAUCACCAUCUAUAAUGGGGCCUAUGACUCCUCUGCUGCUGUAUUUCUCAUCAUAAAGUUGCUGCAUGAAAGAGGAGUGUCUCUUCAGUCGUGUUUUCUCUUCCUCACCUCGUGUAGCAUAAUUCACCUCCUACGUACCUUCUUCCUGAUGCCCAAAGGACAUAUCCCCUACCCGCUGCCGGAAACCUUUACUUAUGGAGUAAGCUGCCCCAUUCGCAGGAGAGGAAGAGGAGAGGGGACUGACAAAAAAGUAGAUGUAAAGAACAGGAGAGCAGAGGCUGAGACAUCUGCCUUGAAUGUGCUCAAUAAGCCACUCCAUGAGCCCAAACAAGAGGAAGAAGCUAGUUUUCAGAGCUGUGUGUUGUCCUGGCUCUUCCUCUGGCACCUGGUGUGGGUGGUCACCAUCCUCUUCUGUCAGUUCAUCUUCUUAUCCAAUGUCAACUCCAUGCUCACCAGGCUAGCUAAUAAUGACCAAACUUUGGUGAGUCAGUACACCAAUGCAUUUGCCUUCACCCAGCUGUGCAGUGUGCUGCUCGCUCCCAUGAACGGUCUCAUCAUGGACAGACACAAGCGCAGGCCUCUGGCUCCAGGAGAAACCAAGAGGGAAGCAGACCUGCAGUCAUCCUCUCUCGCCCUCUUCCUGACCUCCCUGCAGUGUUUCCUCUUCUGUGUGUGUUUCACCUGUCCCGUCCUCCCUCUACAGUACCUCACAUUUGUCCUGCAGGUUGUCAACAGCUCCUUCUUUUAUGGAGGACACCAAGCCUUCGUCAGCUUUGCCUUCCCAAUGUCUCAUUUCGGGAAGAUGACAGGGAUAGUGAUGUCAUUGUCAGCUCUGGUGCUGCUUCUCCAGUUUCCAAUCCUACACCUCAUCCAGCACCAGCUACACGGUGAUCCGCUCUAUGUAAAUGUGGGUGUCACCUUGGUGUCACUGCUCACCUUUAUUCACCCGCUCCAUGUCAGCCUCUACUGCAGAAAGCUGGCCAAACAGAGAAAGACCGAACAAGAAGUGAAUGAAUGAGGGUCUGCAAGAUGUUGACUUUAUCCAGUGUAACCAAGUCUAAAAUUAAAAAUGUGUAUGAUGCAAACGUAAAGAAGUAGUUUCUCUUUUUGGAAACCACAGUUGGGACCACACAAGGGUUUUUGCAUGUUUAAUUUAUUACGAACCAUGUACACUUCACAUUGCAGCUGAAUAUUUUUUAUGUAUUUUAUAAUGUUUUAUGUUGGAUUUACUUCUUACUACUUCUUACCUCUUAGAGUUUACAUUUUUGGAAAUUACAUAACAUCAGGCAAAGAAUGCAUUAUGACUCGGGACCAUUGAUGUAUUGAGGAGAACUCUGCACUGGAAUGUCAAGAAAUGUGCAAAACAACUUGGUUGAGAAAGAUCAUCCACCACAUUUUCUAUUGACAAAUGAUCAUUGCGUGGUAAAGCAGAUGUAAGCCAUUCCAAUAGGUAAAUAUUACAUUGUCAAAUAUAACGUAACUAUUCACAACAAUGAAAGCAAACACAAAUCUGUGUCAGAGCAUGGAGAUUUCUUCUUGACCUUGGUGACAGUAGUUUUUUGCUCAAUAUGCAAUAAUAUGGUAUAUCGUCCCAUGCCUAAUCUGUGAACAUAUUUUAAAUGCAGGGUCCACUUACUUAGCUAUUCCUGUGCAUCCCAUAGUCAAUAUAGCACAUCGCUUUUGUUUUUUAAACACUUUUACAUACAUUUGUAUUUAGUAGUAAUUUAAAUUGUUUUCAGGGACAGGGCAAUAUACCAUAUUACUUUUACCGCAGACAAGAAUCUGUAUGGUUUGAAAAAAAAAAAUAGACACAAAAAUUAAUUUAAUCACAAUUAAUACAUUUUUGACCAUAAUGGCCAGCUAUAUUCACAUAUGUAUCAAUGACUUACAAAUUAAAAGAAGUAGAUUGUGUUUCUCAAGGUAUCAUGCAGGCCUAAUAUUGGCCUGUUUUACUUAUGUUUACAAAAAUUGGCGAUUAAACAGCAUCAGAAUAUAUGUCUACAUUGUUAGUUAAUGUUGUGAGUUAUCAUUAUUAUUAUUAUUAAAGUCCCCCUCUGUUUUUAUUCUUGUUCCUACAGUGUGAUGUGCUGAAUGAUGUCUGUGCAGAGUUUGACACUAUAGGAUGUUUUCACAUUCAUCUGCUGAAAGUGGAACAUUUCUCUGUACUCAAUGGAAAUCUGAUUUUAAGGGGCGGGCCUACAGCAUGUUGGUGACAUCACAAACAAUUUGGAAGUCAGUCGUGGUCCAGUAUGCAACUAUUAGAGUGUGAUCCACCAUUGCACAUAGAAGGUGUGUGUGUAGUAGACUUUUGAAGGAUUUUGAUGUGGAAAUUCUUCUUCUUUUUUUGCAGAAGAAACACAUCAGACACACAUUAUUGUUCCAAGCUGAUUAUUUGUAUAUGUUGUAAUACAGGUCUGGAGGAGAUCUUUAAUUUUUGUGUGUUUGCUUGCAUUUUAUUUACAGAUUGUGCCUUAAAUGACAUAAGGGACAUAAAGCACUAUGGCCACAUUGAUAUUGUGAACUAGCAAUAUUAUGCAACCAUAAAACUGUAAAUG
Molecule: messenger RNA, 3195 nt
Organism: Morone saxatilis (striped sea-bass)
Lineage: Eukaryota; Metazoa; Chordata; Actinopteri; Moronidae
Product: solute carrier family 43 member 3-like
Exons: 13
Coding region: 159-1658 (499 amino acids)
Biological process (GO): transmembrane transport
Molecular function (GO): transmembrane transporter activity
Source: RefSeq, a predicted model, not a curated record